AACAACCAAUGGCAGAAAACACCACUGCGCAUGUAUGGGCCACUCGGGAACGGCGCUAUGCUGGUAAUCUGAUUCCUUCACUCUAGUCGUUUUAAGGUGUGUCCUGUUUCGGUUGUAAAAGAAGCUAUUUGACAGACGUCCGGAAUAAAAAAAAGUUCCAAAUAACUUUUGACCGUGAGAAGCCCGGAAGACAAUUCUCAUUUACUGUACAAAGUUCACCCACAAUGGCAUCUCAAAUACUUUCCUGCUUUUUGUUGAUCGGUUUCGUGUGUUCAACAUAUGCUCAAGGUCGUGGCUUUGUUGGGCUGCCAGACUCAACGGAUGACAACCUUAUUGCUGUGGAUGAGGCGACCAAAGAAACUUUGCGGAGUGCUCUGACCACGGUGUUCCUUCCCAUCGUCUACAUAGUGGUGUUUGCUGUGGGGCUGCCCACCAACGCAAUGGCCAUUUGGGUCUUUUUGUUCAGGACCAAGAAGAAGCAUCCUGCUUCCAUUUACAUGGCCAACCUGGCUCUGUCAGACCUGCUGUUUGUCAUCUGGACCCCCCUGAAGAUCGCCUACCACUUAAACGGCAACAACUGGAUCUAUGGAGAGGGACUGUGUAAAGUCCUGGUGGGAUUCUUCUAUGGGAACAUGUACGGUUCCAUCCUCUUCAUUGCUUGUCUUAGUGUUCAGCGUUACUGGGUGGUGGUCCAUCCUCUGAGCCACCAAAGGAAGAAUAACACAGUGGCCAUCGCUGUCUGUCUGUCUGUCUGGGCCAUCAUCUGUCUCUCCACCACCCCUUUGUUCCUCUAUGACCAAACAGCCAUGCUGAAGGACCCCAACAUCACCACCUGUCAUGACGUCAACAUCAUCAAGGACCUGCGGGACCCCUUCAAGUCUGUGAAAAUUCCCUACUUCUACUUCACCCUCAUGGCUGGCCUUUGCCUCCUGAUCCCCUUGGUGGUCAUUGUCCUGGCGUACAUCCUCCUUCUGAAGACCCUGGGGAAUGCCAUAGCGGACGGGGAAUCUGGGAAGAACCGCCGGAAAGCUGUGGUGCUAAUUGCAACAGUGCUAGUCACCUUUCUGGUGUGUUUCAUCCCCAGUAACGUCAUGCUGGUCAUCCACUACUCCCUCCUCAAAGACGGCAUGACGAACAACGGCUACGGCUUCUACAUCACCACCCUGUGUCUGUCCAGCCUCAACAGCUGUCUGGAUCCCUUCAUCUACUACUUUGUGUCAGAGGAGUUCAGGGCCCAUGUCAAGAACACACUGCUGUGUAGGAGCAGCAGGACGGUGGAGAGGAUGAGGGUGUCCUUCAACUCCAUGAAAUACUCCAAGAAGAGCAAGUCCUACGUGUCAGAGUCUGGGGACACACAGAGCAGCACCUGUUAAAAGCUGUUGGGUGAGCUAGCUAUAGACACUGGGAGAGUCUUGUUGAAAAGGCGUCUCUCUGUACGCAUGUGAACGCUUAGGCGAUGGAACUGGUUUAAUGUGCCCUAUGACGAUAAUGGGCAUCAUUGGACAGGAAGGGUACGCAGUGGGAUGUUAGUAUUAUUGCAUCGGACGCACAGACUGACUCCUUACUGGGCCAGGAUGCAAAUAUGUCAUUGAUUCCUAAUGAAAACCUGUAAUUAUAGCCCAUGAGAAACACACAAAAAGGAACUAGAAUAUAUGAUUAAUUUGUGUAGCAAAGUGUCAAUUUAGAGCUGUAGUAUGUUUUAAAUGAACACUGGACCCUUGAGCUCUUCUGCAAACAUAGCCUCCUAAACCAGGCUUGGCUUGUCGCUGGGGGGGCCAGCCGAGAUUGGUGUAAACAUAGUUGACAAAGUGUAGCAGUCAUUUUAAGUGAAACAAAAUGGGCGUCUGCUUGUUGUGCUCGCAGUGUGCGGAGAUUGCCUUGGUAGCACACACUGCUGCAGUAGACACUACACAAGAGGAGAUAAGAUCAGAGCCUAUAUAAUUAGUACAGUUGAUCUUUAUGGCAAAAAUGCAGACCUACGUCUCUCCAUUUUUAAAACAAGUUUGUGGUAUGUCUGACAUUCCAUCUAAAGUGAGCACAUGUAAAAUAUUUACACUUAAUGUGAAAAUCAAGAGGUCAAACAAAGAAUGUAGGAUAUGCCUGCCGCAUGGUAAAUGUUUUAUGAAAUCCAACGGGUAAUGAAUUGCAUUUCACUUUAUAGUGCUGAAGUUUAGGAAACUGGUGUCAAAUGCCUUUUAGAUGAAAAGUUGUUUAUCAUGAGGAUUACUUGCUAUUUUAAAGGGUCAAUGUUGAGGCCAAACAAAAGUUUUAUUUUCACUAGUAUAUGCAUUAGUACUGUACCUUGGUGAGAUUAUACUUGGCAGUAGGCUAAACACACAGCGCAACUAAAUGUUUCACUUUUGUUUUUUAAGAUAUACAAGUGUUUAUGUUUCUUAAAUAAAUGUAUAUUCAAUUAACUCUUUUUGUUUGUUUAUAUAGUUCUUAUUGGUCUUUAAUGUAUUACUUUGGUGCACACCCUUUAUCAGAUUCCAAUGGUCUGAUGGGGAUACAGUUUAUUGGUUAUGAUGAAUCAUUCCUCUUUCUUGUCUGGAAGAGAAUUUGUCAUCUAGCAUUCUUUAUUCCCAUGUAUAAAUACGGGUAUGAAGAACAUUCUUCUUCAUUCCCAUGUGUAAAUACAUGAACCAACAAAUAAAUGGAAGGUGUUGUUAUGAUCAAGUGUAGCAAUAAGAGGAGUGUCACUAUAUCUUUAGUAGAUUAGUUGACUGUAGUUGAAGAUUAAUGUACAAACACAAAGGUGUUUCAGUGUCUCAUUUACAAAGGCUCUCUGUCAGGCUCAGUCAGCUGGAGUAGCAUUGUUUAAGAUAGGACAUGUUGGGUUUCUGUUUCCAUGGUGUCAUGAUUCCAUUCAGAUUACUGAUCUCAGUGUAGGAAAACCUGAAGGAGGCCAGGCAGUAAUAGCCUCUGGUAAUUAGCUGUGAGUCUCCUUCUCUUCAUAUUAGAAGUUAAUUAGGUGUGUUGGAUUGAAACAAGGAAUAUCAAGAUUGAGGAUAUUUCAUAGAGUUAGGUGUGUAAAAUUUCACUGUGAAAACUGUUUGAGUUUGUGAGUUAAUCUGAAUUUAUACUUCUGGACAGGAUAUGAAUCAACAGUGUACAUUUUCUGUUGGUUAAUAUACGUAACUUACAUUCAAACACAUACAUAGCCUGAAUUCCUAAGGGAUCUGACGGUUAGAAUGCUGUCUUUUCUUAUCUAUUGUCUUUGAUGUUAUAAGAACCCUGUGUGAAACUGACUUAAUUUACAUUAUUUCGUUUUCUUGCAUUUAUGACCUUUGGAAAGUGCAGUACUGAUAUUUCUAAGUGAAAAUGUAACAAUGGGCAGAAGAUAAGUGUGGUUUGGUGGGGGGACUGUCUGUUAUCUGUUCAGUGACUUCCUGUAGACCAACAAAAUGACUCCAUUGUCACCACUAUGCUUUUCUGACCCAACGACAUUCUGAGUAUUGCGUGGGCGGGCUGAGUAAAACACCUGCUUCUCGCCACCAGGCUGACCUAGAUAGGAUCACUUCCUUUACACAGACAGGCAGAUCUCUUAAAAAGCCUGUCACCUCCACAUAGUAAAGUCACACAGGCUCCUUCAAAACAGAUUUGAAAAGGUUAAUUGCGGGUGGCUGUGGUAGAACUUUUGUUAUUCCAUAGUAGAGUGAAAUGAUAUUGCUUAUUAGGGUAACAUGGGGCAAGACACCCCUUCCCCAAAAUCAAUGUCUAUAUACUGAAACAAAAAAGAAAAAGUUAGUGAUUUUUUUGUAUGUUGAAAAUGGCUAUAUUAGGGUACAGUAAUGGAUUAUUA
Messenger RNA from Esox lucius (northern pike), 3802 nucleotides. It is a transcript of the gene f2rl1.2, whose product is annotated as coagulation factor II (thrombin) receptor-like 1, tandem duplicate 2. The transcript has 2 exons. The coding region runs from base 225 to 1373 and encodes 382 amino acids. Gene Ontology annotation, cellular component: membrane. Gene Ontology annotation, biological process: positive regulation of Rho protein signal transduction; blood coagulation; phospholipase C-activating G protein-coupled receptor signaling pathway. The record is from RefSeq and is a predicted model, not a curated record. NCBI's taxonomy places the organism in Eukaryota, Metazoa, Chordata, Actinopteri, Esociformes, Esocidae. Gene Ontology annotation, molecular function: thrombin-activated receptor activity.